AUGAUAGUAUAUAUAUUUUUAUUGGUGUUGGGGGCUCUGUUGUGAUAUAUUCUAAGAAUAAAUAUUAAAGAAUUUGUUUUAGUGUGGUUGUUGAUAAGGGUUUCACUGUCAGUAACUUUAAUACUUUAUUUAAUAGGUUUGUCAUUUCUAAGGUUUUGUGUAUAUAUAGGGGCGGUUGCGGGGGUGGUGGUUCUUGUUGCUUACUGUGUCGCUUUAACAUCUUUUGUUCGACGGAUUGAAAAAGUUGGCGUUGUAGAGGCGGGGUUGGGUUUAAGGGUGCGAGAUGUUUUUAUUUUGGUUUUUAUUGGUUUGGUUUGUGCUAAAAGUUUUUCCUGUGUGCCGAAAGAGUCUUUAUUUUUACCAAAGUUCUUUUUAAAGGAGUUAGAGGGAGGAAUAGAUUGCUUAAAUCUGUCUUUGCAUAUAGAAUGAGGAAUAUUAAUUAUUUAUUUAUCUGUCCAUCUUCUAUUAGUAAUAGUUUGUUCAGUAACUAUAGUAAGGGUUACUAGUGGUCCGUUGGCUCGUAGUAAAGCUUUAAGAAAGAACUAG
Messenger RNA from Mya arenaria, 546 nucleotides. The record is from the annotation of a RefSeq genome assembly. Lineage: Eukaryota; Metazoa; Mollusca; Bivalvia; Myida; Myidae.